Molecule: messenger RNA, 1428 nt
Organism: Pocillopora verrucosa
Lineage: Eukaryota; Metazoa; Cnidaria; Anthozoa; Scleractinia; Pocilloporidae
Product: migration and invasion-inhibitory protein
Biological process (GO): negative regulation of G2/M transition of mitotic cell cycle; negative regulation of cell migration
Source: RefSeq, a predicted model, not a curated record
AUGGCGGCCACCAGUGUAAACAUUUACUCACCGCUUUCAAGACUUAGAAACGAUAAUCAGUUGUUGCUUGAACAACUAAGACACGGACAGGAUGACAUUUGGAACGUUUUGAAGAACAUGCAAUCCACAAGGGUUUCAUAUCCGACCAGAACAUACGGAGAAACGAGUUUUACCUAUCGAGGAAGAGAUAGAACGCCAUCGAAGGUAUCUCGAAAAGUGCACGAGAACAUCAGAAAUACGGAUCAAACAAGCACACCGAAAAGCUAUGGGCAAGCUUUGGUCGCUGGUGGUAAUGAUAGAAGAAGCAGGACCCCAGUUAUGCCGGCUUCUAUUCUAACUACUCCUGGUAACCGCAAAAAGACACCCAAAAAAUCUUUGCAUGUUAGCUUUGAACUUUCUCCUCAUCAAGAGCGUAGUGUGAUUGGUGGUAACAAUGCAAGAAGGUCUCUCCUUGGGUAUGACUGGAUUGCAGGUCUGUUAGACAACACUUCGUACCUGUCAGAAAGACCAGAUGACUUUUUUGAUGAGUUGAAAGAGUUUAGAAGAGUUAACAAGGAGGAUUGCUUUGGAACCACUCUCUUGGAGAGGCCAUAUUCUCCACUUAAGUUUACUCCAGCCAGGAACUUUGCAGGCAAGGAAGAGGAUGCAGUCACAUGUGAAAAUGCAUACACUUUAAAUGAGAGGCUCUUUCCUGUACCAAUCCAUGGCCCAGAGGCAUCAUGCUCAGUUUGUCAUACAAAACGAGAGUCAGAGUAUGAAACAGAGGGAAGUUAUGUUCGAGUGAGUGUACCAAGGUCAUCACUUGUCUCACCCCACAAGUUUAAACCUCAUAGACGAGCAAGCUUUGAUCCAACUGAUUCAGUGGGUUUGUCAUCACAUUGUCUGGCUGGAUGGGAGAGUUCUAAACCCACAGUCAUUCCAAUGCCUUCAUCAUUAGAUCUGAGAACAUCGCUUCACAAGUCUCGCACCACACUGGAUGCAUCUCGAGCUGGCAACUUCCCUAGCUCUACUACUGAGACAACAGAGGAGUUAUUAAACAGAAGUCACACACUCAGAUAUGGUCUUCAGGUGUUAGACAGAGAAAGAAGAGGAACACCUCAACCUCCUCAUACCACACCAUACCCUUUUCUCUGACAAGCUGCUUUUGUUUAGCCGUGUACAAUUACCUGGAGAUGAUUCUAUCUGUUACAUGAAGAUGGUACAUGUAUAGCAUUAUUCUACUCUCUUAACCCUUGAACUGCUAAUAUGUGAAAAGCAAUUCUCCUUUCUAGAUGUUUCACAUUUCCUUGUAAAAUAGCAAAGAGAUUUAAUGUUCGACAUUUGAAACCAGGCAAGCACCUUUUAGCUUAUACUGUACUCCUUGUAUCUCUGUCUAUUCUCAUCUCCUGUUAAAUACAUGGAUAUGUGCUUCUCAAUUCAAACAUGUUU